Messenger RNA from Tripterygium wilfordii, 1063 nucleotides. RefSeq names its product indole-3-pyruvate monooxygenase YUCCA2-like. The transcript has 2 exons. NCBI's taxonomy places the organism in Eukaryota, Viridiplantae, Streptophyta, Magnoliopsida, Celastrales, Celastraceae. Gene Ontology annotation, molecular function: monooxygenase activity; flavin adenine dinucleotide binding. Gene Ontology annotation, biological process: auxin biosynthetic process. Bases 50 to 937 code for a protein of 295 amino acids. The record is from RefSeq and is a predicted model, not a curated record.
AGUGCGAGGAAAAGGAGUUCAUGACUAUUUCAACAACAAAAGAACUGUCAUGAAAUCUUCAGGAAGGUGUGUAUGGGUGCCUGGGCCUGUAAUAGUUGGUGCUGGUCCAUCUGGUUUAGCCACAGCUGCUUGUCUCAAACAAAGAGGGGUUCCUAGUCUGAUAAUUGAGAGGUCUAAUUGCAUAGCUUCAUUGUGGAAACUCAAGACAUAUGACAGACUCUGUCUCCAUCUCCCUAAACAGUUUUGUGAGCUCCCUUUAGUGCCAUUCCCUGCCAAUUUCCCUUCUUACCCAACCAAAGACCAGUUUGUGGCUUACUUGGAGGCUUACACCACCCAAUUCGGUCUGGAACCGGUUUAUAAUCACAAAGUGGUGAGCGCGGAAUUCGAUGAUCAAUGUGGGUUGUGGAGGGUUAAGGCUAUGGGGCUGAAACAAGAGGAGGAGACUGAGUAUGUAUGUAGAUGGUUGAUCGUUGCGACCGGAGAAAAUGCUGAAGAGGUUGUGCCUCAAAUUGAAGGGAUGGAUGAUUUUGGUGGGCCAAUUGUUCACACAAGUUGUUAUAAAAGUGGUGAGUUGUUUAGUGGGAAGAAUGUUUUGGUUGUUGGUUGUGGGAAUUCAGGCAUGGAGGUCUCUCUUGACCUCUGCAACUUCAAUGCUAAGCCUUCUAUUGUUGUGAGAGAUUCGGUCCACGUUCUGCCUCAAGAGAUGCUAGGGAGAUCGACUUUUGGAAUUUCAAUGAGUUUGCUUAAAUGGCUUCCUGUACGCCUGGUCGAUCAAUUUUUACUCCUAAUCUCGCGGUAUACCCUUGGCGACACAGCUGAAUUAGGCCUCGCUCGCCCUAAACUCGGUCCUCUUGAACUCAAAAUGGUGACGGGUAAGACACCUGUAUUAGACAUCGGUACUCUCUCCAAGAUUAGAAGUGGAAACAUUAAGGUGUAGUUCAUUUGAUCUACAUUCUUCUUCAUAAUGUUGUAUUGAAUGAAAAAUAUGGUUGAAACAAUUUUUUUGUUUAUGAUUUCAUAGGUUUUUCCUGGAAUAAAGAGAUUAACGAGACAUUCUGUUGAG